This is a messenger RNA of Botrytis deweyae, 783 nucleotides long. RefSeq lists its product as uncharacterized. Lineage: Eukaryota; Fungi; Ascomycota; Leotiomycetes; Helotiales; Sclerotiniaceae. The record is from RefSeq and is a predicted model, not a curated record. Gene Ontology annotation, cellular component: cytoplasm. The coding region runs from base 1 to 783 and encodes 260 amino acids. The transcript has 3 exons. Gene Ontology annotation, molecular function: phosphatase activity.
AUGGGUUUCUGGUCGCGAAAAUCAUCUCCUCCUCUCCCGUCACCCCCCCACCGGGAGAAUGUUAAAUCGAAACAUAAACCUGCUUCGAAGAAAGUGGCUUCUCCUCCUCCUCCUCCUUCUAAACCCAAAUCAAAACCAAAACCGAAAUCCAAACCCAAACCCCGUCCUGGAAGAAUAAUCGUACAUUUUGUUCGUCACGCUGAAGGCUACAACAACCUACGCACGCGCGGCGCAGGAGAACUCACCGAUCCCCCGCUGACCCCCCACGGCAAAUCCCAAUGUGCAACCCUGCGCAGACAAUUUUCGCACCUCCGUCCCCAACACAUUCUCUGCUCUCCUCUGCGACGCACACUGCAAACCGCACUCCGAUCUCUCUCCCCCCGCACCAAGAUCCCUAUCACGCUCGAUCCGGAGCUGCGCGAAUACGGGUCCGUGCCGAAUUGUACGGGGACGCCGGUGGCGGAGCUGAGGAGGAGGCAUGAGGGGGUGGGGAUGGGGAUGGGGAUGAAGGUGGAUUUUGAGAGGGUGGGAGAGGGCUGGGAGAGGAAUGGAGAGAGGGAUGGGGGGUUUGUGGGGGGGAGGUGGAGGAGGAGUAGGGAGCAGAGGGAGAGGAGUCGGAGGGUUUUGGAGAGGUUGUGGGAGCUUGGGAGGGAGGGGUUGGAGAGGGAGAGGAAGAGGGGGGAGGGGAGGGAUGUGGAGAUUUUGGUUAUUUCGCAUGGAGAGUUUUUGCAUGGGUUGACGGGGAUUACUGGCACAACGCCGACAUCAUCUCCCUUACCAUGA